This is a messenger RNA of Esox lucius (northern pike), 2949 nucleotides long. Its product is annotated as cyclic nucleotide-gated cation channel beta-3. Gene Ontology annotation, biological process: monoatomic cation transmembrane transport. The record is from RefSeq and is a predicted model, not a curated record. The coding region runs from base 232 to 2481 and encodes 749 amino acids. Gene Ontology annotation, molecular function: cGMP binding; protein-containing complex binding; intracellularly cAMP-activated cation channel activity. Gene Ontology annotation, cellular component: intracellular cyclic nucleotide activated cation channel complex; photoreceptor outer segment; plasma membrane. The transcript has 18 exons. Lineage: Eukaryota; Metazoa; Chordata; Actinopteri; Esociformes; Esocidae.
CUCAGAUGGAGUCUUAGCGUUCUGUAUUAGUGGGUCUGACAGCAUCACAGACCUAAUUGCAUCAGGGGCCUGCAGAUUAUGAAUAGGACAGUAACCUACGAGGUCAGGAUAGCGACUGCUGAGUCUGAAACGAGACGGAGAGAGGGAAGGAUAAGGCUUGGAGGGGAUCGUACCACCACCACCACUCUGUAACGUAGCCCGUGGGUCUGUUAACUCCCAAGCCAUUCAGCCAUGUUCGGCAAGCUGAAGGGGCUGUUUCUUCCUCAAAUCCCGGCGGCUGCAGUCCCCGCAGCAGCCCCUGCUCCAGUCCAGGCUCCUGCAAAUGCACCUACACCUGCAUCGACACCUGCUAAGCAGGAGGAAACGCCAGCAGAUACAGGAAAUGGGACCAAGAAAGUGGAAAAACCUGCAGAGCCUAUCCCAGCCCCCGCCCCUGUAGACCCGCCCCCUGCCGCCGCCCCUGUAGAUCCAGUCCCCGCCCCGGUCACAACACCUGCGGUGGGUCCAGCUGCAGCCCCAGCCAAUCCUGGACAGGAAGCAGUAGAGGGAGAAGUUUCAUCUCCUCCAGUACCUCCUCCUGUAGUGUACAACAAGUAUUCUGAUGAUCAUCUCCGGGCCAUAGUGAAGCUAAUGAGGGAGAGAACAGAAAUAUACAAAGAAAAGAUUAUAGACCCACAUGCAUCCUCACCUGAAGUCAGCCCUCCAGUCACUCCUGUUUAUCGAAAACCGGAUUAUGAAAUAUUAAUUAAUGAGAGGAUGAAAAAAGAAGAGGAAGAUAGGAUAAAGAAAGAAGAGGAAGACUUAAAAAAGAAAGAGGCAGCUGAGAAGAAAAAGCAGGAAAUGGCAGAGAAGAAAGCUGCAGAGCAAAAAGCAAAAGAUGAGGCAAAAGCAUUGGAGCCUGUGGUCAAACCGAGUUUGGGACAAAUAAUGGCUACCUUCCUAGACAGGUUACUGAAACCUAUUGAAGAUCGAAUGGACUCAGUUCUGCCAUCCACUAUAGAUCCAUUUACAGAUCGUGCAUACAUUGUGUGGCUCAGUCUCGUAACUUUGGCCUUCAACUACAACACCUGGCUGAUGACGGCUCGCCUGUGUUUUCCCUACCACCCACCGGAGUGGAUCCCUUACUGGAUUGCUAUGGACCUUCUGGCAGACUUUAUCUAUCUCAUUGAUUCCAUCUUAUUCCAGCCCCGCAAGCAGUUUGUCAAAGGAGGGGACGUUAUAAAAGACAGGAUUUUGACUAAAGCAUUCUAUAGAGAAACUGAGAGAUUUAAGUUUGACAUAAUAGCAAUGGUGCCCACAGAUUUGCUAUGUUUACAAUUUGGAUAUAAAUCCAUCUUCAGAUUCAAUCGAAUUCUUAAGGCAGACACAUUUUUUGAGUUCAGUGAUCGUCUGGAGAGCCUCAUGAGCAAGGCUUACAUUUGGAGAGUCAUUCGCACCAUUGGCUACCUGCUCUUCAUGCUGCACCUGAACGCAUGUUUUUACUAUGUGGCAUCGCACUACCAGGGCAUCGGCAAGACUAAAUGGGUCUACACUGGCAAAGGAAAUGCGUACCUGCGUUGUUACUACUUUGCUGUCCGCAGCCUGAUCAACAUCGGGGGUCUUCCUGAGCCCCACACAGUCUUUGAGAUUACAUUUCAGCUGACAAACUUUUUCGUGGGUGUCUUCGUGUUCUCCAGUUUGAUUGGCCAGAUGAGAGAUGUCAUCGGCGCAGCCACCCAAGGCCAGACCUACUUCCGUACUUCCAUGGACAACACUGUGUAUUACAUGGUGUCAAACAAUAUCCCCAGAAUAUGUCAGAACAGAAUUCGCACCUGGUACAACUACACCUGGGAUGCCCAGGGCAUGCUGGAUGAGUCUGAGCUGCUGGAACAGAUGCCUCUGGUCAUGAGGACAGCCAUUGCGGUGGAUAUCAACCUGGCCACAUUCCAGAAAAUUGAACUGUUUAAGGGCUGUGAUAACCAGAUGUUGGUGGACAUGUUGCUGAGGCUUAAGUCUAUUAUAUAUCUACCUGGGGACUUUGUGGUGCAGAAGGGAGAUAUUGGUAAAGAGAUGUACAUUAUUAAGUCAGGAGCAGUGCAGGUGGUCGGGGGGCCAGAUAAUUCCAUUGUGUUCGUUACCUUAAAGGCUGGAUGCGUGUUUGGAGAGAUCAGUCUUUUGCAGUCGUCUAAAGAUGGCGGAAAUAGAAGGACUGCUAACGUCAAAGCUCACGGUUUUGCCAACCUGUUUGUCCUGGAAAAGAAAGACCUCUUUGAAAUCCUGGUCCACUACCCAUUGGCUCAAAAAGUGUUGGCCAGGAAAGGAAGGAAACUGAUGAAGGCCAAAGGUCCAGCGGCUGCUAAGGCUGUUGAAGAUAAAAAAAAAGGAAUGGCGCUGUUUGGACCCAAACCCCCCACUCCUAAGUUUCUGCGGGCCUUUGGGGGCCUGGGACGCAAAGGCUUUAUGGAUAAAAUGAAAAAUGCAGCUUCUAAUCAAAAUAAUUGAGGAUGACAAACUACUUCUGAUUACUUUGGGGAUUAUUUGUCAAUUCUGUCUUUUCACCCACAGCUGAAUAAACAGUUGUGUGAGUGCAGGACCAGAACAUUAUUUUCUGUCAUUUUCCUAUGAGGAAUAGUUCCCUCGCACCUAAUGUCCUUUAUUAUAUUGAAAUCUCUUAAGAAUAUGUAUUACUUUCUUAAAAAGAAAAUACAGGAACGCUACUGUGUAGUUGUUUUCCCUUUGUUAUUGUUUUUUCAACACAGUUCUCUUUUAUUUCGCCAGUCACAAAUUUUGUUUUGCCAAUACAAACAUAAUGUAGUUGGUGGUGAAAGUUACCAAUACACUGCCAAUCAAAGCAUUUAUUAUUCUGUCUAACAGGGCUUAAAGUCUAGGUACAAAACAAUUUUAUACCACUCCAUCUGUCUGCUAUACAAGAUAUAUAUUUACCUAAAUAAAUACAUUGUAAUUUCCUAA